CUGUGGGGGUAACUUCUAAAUGACGUUGUCGUGUAUUUCUCCUCCUCAUAAUAUGGGUAAACACUCAAGUGCAGCUAUUUCGAACUGAGGACGGAGGGAAGUGAAAAUGAAGCUGUUGGUAUGCCUAUUUUGCGUGGUCUUAUUGACCUUCUGCACUGAUGCAAACCCCAUCAUCAAGGAGAGUUUUGCAAAGCAGCUACUCCGCACCAAGAGACAGAAGCCUGGACACCCUGAUGAACCUAUGAGGGAACACAUGCUGCAUAUGCAGAGACUUGAGCAGAGGGCUCGAGAGACCAGUAUGGAGCACUGGAUGAACCCUCACUGCUUUCCUCGCUGUGAUCGCAACUACGGCUAUACUGUUUAACGGGCCUGCAGUGAUCCACAGGGCGAAGACAGGAAUUCCGGCGACGACAAAGCUGAUAAAGACCAUGAAAUGGAUUGCAAUAAGAACGAAAAGAGAAAUACCGAGGACGCCAAGGACACAAAAUCCACGAAGACACCCACCUAUCGAUAGUGUAGACGCAUUUUAGAUGUCUUAUUUAGGCUAGAUGAAAAGUCUUAUAAUCGGUAGAUUGUUUUUUUGUUGUUGUUUUUUUUUUUCACGAAAAUCCCAUUUUUAAUAAGAGCCUUAUUAAUAAAAUAAAACUGUUGUGCUCUAAA
Messenger RNA from Cyprinus carpio (common carp), 660 nucleotides. RefSeq lists its product as uncharacterized. NCBI's taxonomy places the organism in Eukaryota, Metazoa, Chordata, Actinopteri, Cypriniformes, Cyprinidae. The record is from RefSeq and is a predicted model, not a curated record.